GCGUCCGGCUGCACAAACACACACACACACACACACACACCAGGAUCUUCCCACUCUACCUGACCACACUGUACUCGGCACAGCGGACACCCACGCGUCCAUCCGUCCUGGGAGGAGAAGGAGAAGUGUGUGUGUGUGUGUGUGUGAGAGAGAGACACAGAGAGGGAGGGAAGACUGCCGCAGCUGUCCUCGUCCUGCAGCGAGAGGAACUAAGGCGCUCUGUCCUCUCCUCGCUCGUCCCCUGGUUUUCAUCAUGAACCUGCUCUUAUCUGGUUGCUAAGGAGGUGAGCUCGAGCUCGGAGGAGGAAGUGCACACGGCGGGAAUUUGUUGCUAAGGCCGCGAGCUGCAGUCACUCCGUCGUGGAGGGGGAACAGGAGGAGCGCAUGGCUCAGGCCCCGCAGGAGCAGGGGGCGGCGGGGGGCGCGGCGGGGGGCGCGGCCGAUCCCGAAGAGGACUCGCCCAACAUGAUCGUCUACAGGAAGAUUGAGGACAUAAUCACCCGAAUGCAGGAAGAAACCGAAGGCGUACCUAUCAGAACUGUCAAGAGCUUCAUGUCAAAGAUUCCCAGUGUGGUCACAGGCUCAGACAUCGUUCAGUGGCUAAUGAAGAAUCUCUCCAUUGAGGAUCCUGCGGAGGCCUUACACAUCGGGAGCCUGGUCGCUGCUCAGGGCUACAUCUUCCCCAUCUCGGACCAUGUGCUCAUCCUGAAGGACGACAGCACCUUCUACCGCUUUCAGGCUCCGUACUUUUGGCCGUCCAACUGCUGGGAGCCAGAGAACACUGAUUAUGCCAUUUAUCUGUGUAAGAGAACGAUGCAGAACAAGACUCGGCUGGAGCUAGCAGACUAUGAGGCGGAGAACCUGGCGAGGUUACAGCGAGCGUUCUCCAGGAAGUGGGAGUUCAUCUUCAUGCAGGCCGAGGCUCAGGUUAAGAUUGACCGGAAGAAGGACAAGACGGACAGGAAGAUCCUGGACAGUCAGGAACGGGCGUUCUGGGACGUGCACAGGCCAGUGCCAGGCUGUGUCAAUACCACUGAAAUGGACAUCAGGAAGUGUCGGCGCAUGAAAAAUCCCCAGCGAGUUAAGAAGUCAGUGUAUGGAGUGGCAGAAGACACUCAGACGCAGAGUCCUGUACACACACACGUUCAGCAAAGCAGAAAGGACACUAAGGAGGACGUUGAGAAAGAGAUCGUAUUCCUGAACACUCAGCUGGACAGACACUGUAUGAAAAUGUCCAAAGUGGCAGAGACGCUGAUGAGCUACACCGAGCAGUACCUGGACUAUGACCCGUUUGUGUCCGCCCCGGAGCCCUCCAACCCCUGGAUUGGCGAUGACACCACUUUCUGGGAGAUGGAGGCCAGCAAAGACCCGAGCCAGCAGAGGGUGCGGAAAUGGGGCUUUUCUUUAGAUGAGGCUUUGAAGGAUCCAGUCGGCCGUGACCAGUUUCUCAAGUUCUUGGAGUCGGAGUUCAGUUCAGAGAACCUGCGGUUCUGGUUGGCGGUGCAGGAUUUGAAGCGGCGCCCCCUGCAGGAUGUCUCCGCUCGGGCUCAGGAGAUCUGGCAGGAGUUUCUGGCUGAAGGUGCUCCGAGCUCCAUAAACCUGGACUCGCACAGUUACGAGAGAACCAGCCAGAAUCUCAAAGACCCCGGACGCUACAGCUUUGAGGACGCACAGGAUCACAUCUACAAGCUGAUGAAGAGUGACAGCUACACCCGGUUCUUACGCUCCAGCGCUUACCAGGACCUCCUGCUCGCCAGAAAGAAGCCUGAAAGUGAGCAGGGUCGCCGCACGUCUCUGGAGAAGUUCACUCGCAGUGUGGGUAAGUCUCUGACGGGGAAGCGUCUGACGGGCCUCAUGCAGUCGUCCUGACGAUCCCCGGGCCGUGAUUAACCUCGUUAAACCCAGACGAGGAGGCAGAGGAAGCGGCCUGACGCUGUACACACAGAUACAGCCGACUCACAGACCGCCUGCUUCACCUCGGCGGCGUAGCUACAGACUCUACGGCAUGCAAUAAGUCAAGGAAAACCUUACAAACCAGGACCGUCUGUAUUUAACCCGAUUAUAUCCAAACCUCCGAUAUGAGAUAACGACAAAAAGACUGCACAUAUGGUACGAAUGUCAGGUUUUUAUUUCUGUGUACUCAUUUUUCUAACCAGCAGUGACAAAGGGAACAAAAACACACACUGCUUCAAUCGCUAUUUAACCAGUCCGUCAUCCUGUUCGUCCACUUUUCACCAUGUGGAGUGACCGAGAGUGGAUGGUGAUGGUGGUGGAGGAGGAAGCAGAGCUUUCAGCCCCAAACAUUCCAUAGGAGGUAAAGGAUAAAUAACAAGGGCUUGUGAUGAGAUGUUUCUCGAUGAGGAUUUGCACAACGUUGACGUCCAAGGGUCCAGGGUGUAAAGUGUUAAAGCACACACACACACACACACACACACACACACACACACACAGAGCACAUCUCAGCUUCAUUUUCAUUACGUCCCAGACAAUCUCACUUGAAGCCUCUUCUGUGUUACUGCGGGUUAUCGGAGCGAGCGUUUAAACAGGGUCGUGUCACAAGCGUACACAUAAUCCAAGCAACUCUCCAGUGUUUUUACACUUCAUGUGUCUAUAAAGCACAUAUGUAGUGUGUGUAUGAUUACUAGGGACGGGAUUCACUAGGAGACACCGAUACGGUGGUAUUCGAUUUGUAUUGCGAGAAUUUAUAUUUUUUGAGUUUAUUACGAUUCCAAACGAACUUCCUUCCACACAAGAUGCUGUGCUGCCCGCCAAAGUAUGAAUAGUUUAGAGCGCCCCCUCCUUCCUUUAGGAUUAUAGAGGAACUGCAGCAUUUUACCAUCUCAAAUCCAAACAUGUAUAACUUCAAAUACUA
This is a messenger RNA of Clarias gariepinus (North African catfish), 2872 nucleotides long. RefSeq names its product regulator of G protein signaling 6 (gene rgs6). The record is from RefSeq and is a predicted model, not a curated record. Gene Ontology annotation, biological process: G protein-coupled receptor signaling pathway; regulation of G protein-coupled receptor signaling pathway; intracellular signal transduction. The coding region runs from base 385 to 1869 and encodes 494 amino acids. The transcript has 18 exons. NCBI's taxonomy places the organism in Eukaryota, Metazoa, Chordata, Actinopteri, Siluriformes, Clariidae.